UGGUAAACGAGCACGGCGGUGUGGCUUCACCCAUAGAGAAAGGGUAACACUAAAUGGAAACAUACUCCCAAUCUCUAUGGUGGUCGGAACGGCGAUUUGACGGAGAGCAUCGGCAUAAAGUGUUGUAGGCUCGGAGGCGGCAUGGUUCUCUAUAAAGCUUUAUUUUUAUUUUCUUUAUAGAGAAGAUAAGAGUUCCACGUGGCAUAUUUUGGUUGGUUUGAUGUAUCAAACGGUACAAAAACAGGAUCAUUAUCCUGCCUUUCCCGCAAUAAAGUUACAUAAUCUUCUACCGAAUAUUAGUCCAAAGCAGCCACCAAAAAUUGUGACCUCGAAGGAAUUAAGGUCAAAGCAACAUUGCAACCUAAGUAUCAAAACCGUGCUUAACAAUCUUGUUUUGGUUCUUGUUCUGCGUUUUGCUUCGCCAUUCACAGACCAACGCCAAAGAGAAUUAUGGGAGUGACCCCCAAAAUCGCUCCUUCGAUGCUUUCAUCGGAUUUCGCCAAUUUGGCUUCCGAAGCUCAUCGUAUGCUCAACUAUGGUGCUGAUUGGCUUCACAUGGAUAUCAUGGAUGGGCACUUUGUCAGUAAUUUAACUAUGGGCGCUCCAGUCAUUGAAAGUUUGAGAAAGCACACAAAGGCGUAUUUGGACUGUCAUCUGAUGGUUACAAAUCCUCUUGAUUAUGUUGAACCUUUCGGAAAAGCUGGUGCUUCUGGUUUUACAUUUCAUAUAGAGACAUCAAAAGACAACUGGAAAGAACUUAUUGAAAACAUUAAGUCACUCGGCAUGAGGCCCGGCGUAGCGAUAAAACCUGGGACAUCUGUAGAAGCGGUUUAUCCGCUGUUUUUUUCACAGGUUGAAGCUGAAACUCCUGUGGAAAUGGUUCUUGUGAUGACUGUAGAACCUGGAUUCGGAGGACAAAAGUUUAUGCCAGAGACGAUGGACAAGGUACGGAUACUGAGGAAGAAGUAUCCAGCACUUGACAUAGAGGUUGAUGGUGGUUUAGGGCCUUCAACCAUAGACAUGGCUGCAUUAGCGGGAGCAAAUUGCAUUGUUGCCGGAAGUUCAGUAUUUGGAGCCCCUGAGCCAGCUCAAGUAAUAUCCUUACUGAGAAAUUCUGUUGAGAAAGCCCAGUUAACAUAUUAACUUGAUAUAAUAAAGAUCUUUCAUUGAUGUUACAAUGAUUGUAACUUCGUGUAAUCUAUAUGCUUGUUGUGCUAACAAUUUCAAGUCAAAUAAGAGAUCAAGUGAUUUAAUAAUGUCACUGUCUAUGUCUCUCAAUAUUUAAUGUGUACUUCACAAAACUGUAAUACAGGCAUAAAAGGAGUGACACAUAUUGCUGUCACCUGAUUAAACAUUUACAAAUAGCUUUAUAUUUUUCAUUUACCAAUGGUACUAGUGGAAAUUGAAUAUGCAA
This is a messenger RNA of Cicer arietinum (chickpea), 1414 nucleotides long. RefSeq names its product ribulose-phosphate 3-epimerase, cytoplasmic isoform. The record is from RefSeq and is a predicted model, not a curated record. Lineage: Eukaryota; Viridiplantae; Streptophyta; Magnoliopsida; Fabales; Fabaceae. Gene Ontology annotation, biological process: pentose-phosphate shunt; carbohydrate metabolic process. Gene Ontology annotation, molecular function: D-ribulose-phosphate 3-epimerase activity.